Guyanagaster necrorhizus is the source of this 333-nucleotide messenger RNA. RefSeq lists its product as uncharacterized. NCBI's taxonomy places the organism in Eukaryota, Fungi, Basidiomycota, Agaricomycetes, Agaricales, Physalacriaceae. Bases 1 to 333 code for a protein of 110 amino acids. The record is from RefSeq and is a predicted model, not a curated record. The transcript is spliced from 3 exons.
AUGUAUGGGCUCUGGCGACGCAUGAGCAUGCGUGCAGCUACCCCUGGCCUCCCCUUAUUGACCUUGACUAUUGAGCCCAAUACACCCGGUAUUGAUGAACACCACGACUUUCCCCCAUGCCCAGCCACUUCACAAGCAACCCACGGCCUCGCACAACUGUCUACGUCAGCUACGACGUAUACUGCGACACCAGAGGGGGAGAGCAUCAUGCACGAAGAUGUAUUCGGUCACAUAAAUAGUCGUCAGCCGGUCUUGAAGGAACAUAAUCUUCUGCGAGUCUACUCCAAUAUGGUUCCGUGCAUGACCGGUUAUAUAACUACAUCCCUGUCGUGA